Acanthoscelides obtectus is the source of this 10461-nucleotide messenger RNA. NCBI's taxonomy places the organism in Eukaryota, Metazoa, Arthropoda, Insecta, Coleoptera, Chrysomelidae. The record is from the annotation of a GenBank genome assembly.
AUGACUUACACUAGUAACGAUGUGAAAAUUGUUUUCAAAUCCCAUUCUAAUUUAACACAAGGAAAAAUUCAAAAACGGCUUUACGCAACAUUCUCUUCAUUUAACCCAACUCAUAUUCUUAGUUUCUGGUAUCGCAAUGGUGAGGUUCGAUUGUGGAUACAUUCUUUUAUACCCAUUAUCUUAGUUGCCCAAGAAUUUAUAUUUUAUAUAUUUUGUCGACAGGUACGUGUGAUUUCUGUAACACCAGGCUAUCUUGCUCCACCAUCAUUUUGGCUUUGGACCACAUUUACAUUCUGUUUCUUGGAGAUUCAUUUUUGGGAAGUGUUGGUGGAUAUAGUGACUGUUGGUCUCUGUGGAAAACUGAUUGAACCUUUGUGGGGACAAAUGGAGAUGUUAACCUUUUUUGCAAUUGUUAAUUUUGGCGUCGCCAUUCUAACUACAGCAUUUUAUUUUGUUCUCUAUGCCUGUACAUUCAACACAGAAUUUCUCUUCAUGGUUCACAUACAUGGACUGGCAGGGUAUGUAUCAGGCGUUGCAGUAGCUGUGAAGCAAAUUAUGCCUGAUUUAGUGAUUAUGAAAACUCCUCUGGGUAAAAUAAGUAACAGAAACGUACCCCUGACUGUGUUUUUCCUCUCUGUGAUCCUUAAAGUGAUCGGACUUGUUGACGGAACCUAUCCUACUAUGUUUUUCAAUGGACUUUUCGUUAGUUGGAUUUACCUAAGGUUUUACCAGAAGCACAGCAAUGGAACCAGAGGUGACAUGGCGGAUUAUUUCACAAUUGCUAGUUUCUUCCCAAACGUCAUCCAGCCUCCAAUAGCUAUGAUAAGCAAUUCGAUAUACUCUGGACUGGUGAAGAUAGGCUUAUGCAGGAAAGUAGUGAGGAAGUAUGAUGUUGCAAAUCCAGUAGGUGUUACUAUAUCGAUUCCAAGUACCAGCAACAGCGGCAAUACAGACCAUCAUGAUACUGAGAGAAGAAGGCAAAUUGCUCUGAAAGCACUGAGUGAGAGACUGUCCAAGUCACACGUUGGAGUUAAAUCUGUACCCCUGACUAAGCAUGGCAAACACAGUUCCAAAGUUCUCGAAUCUUCGACUCCGCGCUCCUCUGAUCACACUCCGUUCCAGCCGCAGUUCACGCAACAGCAGCCCCAUUAUCAGCAGAAAAAUCCAUCGCCGACCGAUGAGGGUGGCGGCGAUGAAAGCACGCCAUUGGUUCAAAAUGUCUGAAACCAUAAAACAUUGUUAUAUUUAUACCAGAGUGAUUUAUAAAUAUUGUUGAUAAAACAUGACAAUGGGGGCAUCGACAGAAGGAGACGUAUCAUUGGAUUAUAGAUAAGUAACAUGUAAAAACCUAAGAGUAAGGAAGAUGCAAUAAUAUCAUUUAUGGAAAAUAUGUGGAUAAGACGUUAAAAAAUAUUAAAGAUGGGUCACUCCGAUCUUUUUAUUUUAGCGGUAUGUACCUGAGAUUGCCGAUCAUCAUCAUUGACAUCACUACUGUGACAUUUGAAGUUAUGAUCAAUUUAUGAAACAGAAAAUAACGGCUGGUCGAUGAGAGAAACUGAUGAUGACAGAUAACAGGAGUGAUGCCAUGGCAUCUGUUUAGUAUGAAAAUUCAAAUUGUCAGCCUUAAACAGUAUACCCUUCAAAUAAAAUACCGCAUCUUCCUUAUUAAAAUAUAAGGAAUUAAUAUACUUUGGAUAUUAAAAGCUAAAAAGUCGUAAGCUGUAUAAGAUCUGGCUUAGUGAUAUGACUAUAUGAAAUAUUUUUCUAUGCUUGAAUCUAAAUUACAUAAGUGUUAUUUAGUUAGAUAUUGAUGUAAAAAUAUCUGUCACAUAGUUUAAUUUGAAAUUUGUAACAACCUAAGCCUUGCAUGAGAUUUUUCAAUACUCAAGGGAAAAGGAAAUUUCCAAGGUCUAAUAGGGAAUACGCAUGUAUUUUUUUCGUAUUUUCUGUCGAUUUUUUACGUUAAUAGCAUAAAUACACCAUUCAUUCACGGAAACGUCUGCAUUUUUCAAAUUAAACAAUUAAAAGUGCAAUAUCAAUGUCUUUAAUUUACAGGUCGUAUUUUUUGCACUUCGCAGUGACGUCACAAUUCAUUGUUUGUCAUUAAAGGCGACCUUUCAGUUAUUUAAUCUGGUUUAACCAAUAAUCAGGGAACAAAAGUGGUGAUAAUUUACGGUUAUUAUGACUUUUUGACUGUGGAGAGACGUGAAGAGCGAACUUAUGGCGUUUAAUAGUAGGAAAAGGUAGUUACAGACAGUUACUAAUGCUGACCUCAGAGUUUGUUUGAUAAAACUGAAGCUAGUUUCCCUGGUAUCAUACGACUACUCACGGACCUCAUAUACUCCUAAGCCACCCUUUAAAGGACCAAGUUAGUUAUAUGAAGAAGAAAAAUGAACCACUCGGUUGUUACGCAAGGUGUGUCUAUGCGCGGAAAACUUAAAUCUUUUAUAUUGUUUGUUUUUUAAUGAGGCUAUGAGCUUGGCUACUCGUCAAAUAAUGAUUUCAAUGCAACUAGUUUUGUUGAUAGAACGAAGAUUUUUUAUUGUAUUUGAAACUAUUACAAUAAGAGAUCAUGAAAUACAAUGAUUCCAUUUAUUCUUACGUAUAAGUAUUUCCAUGUACGCUAUACAAUCUAAAAUACAAAUUCAAGUAAAAGGUGAAGUUUAACGAGUUACGAGUUAAUUAUUUUCACGAGUUCCCACAUUUGCGUUGGAAGUUUUAGCAAUGAUAUUUCAAAAUCUCUCCUAAGGUUCAUAACUGCUCUUAUUUUCUACUUGAAUCUCUUCCAUUUUUUUCUAAUGUCCGAGUUCUUGAGACUUUUUACGUUUCUCCGAUUUUAAAAUGGUUGUGAAUGAACUGUUUAAGCUACCUGCUUCCUUAACACGUUGACUGCCUUUUUUCGGUUGGUUUUACCCAGGAGCCAAUUAGUUGUAUAAUGGUUAAUUUGUUAUUUUGGUAGUAAAAUUACCAAAAAAUGCAAAAUUCAAAUUUUCGCCGAUGACACUAUGAUUUAUAUAAGUACUAAAAAUAUUCAGUCUGGUAUCUCUUAUAUAAAUGAAGACUUGAAGCUUGUCUCAAAAUGGUUAGCAUCUAACAGACUAAAAUUAAAUGCAAGUAAAACGAAAGCCUUGUUAAUCGGAAAAAAACAAUGUACAAAUGUUCAACUGAAUAUUGAUGGUGAAGAUAUUGAAUUCGUAGAAAAUUUUAAAUACCUGGGGGUUUUUGUUGACUCUCGAUUAAUUUUUGAUAUUCAUUAUGAAAAAGUUAUAAAUAAGAUUAGUAGUAAAGUGGGAUAUUUAUCGAGAGUUUCUGGAUGUCUGAGUUCAUAUAGCAGACAAAUUAUCUAUAAUACCAUCAUUCUUCCAAAUUUCUUGUACUGUUCGACUAUUCUAUAUUUAGCAAAUAAUUCCAUUUUUGAAAGACUGCAAAUUUUACAAAAUAAGUGCAUGAGAAUAAUACUAAAUAAAGAUAAAUAUACUCCAAUUAGGCGAAUGCUUAGCAAAUUAAAAUGGCUCAAUGUAAAAAAUUUUAUCAAAUAUCUUGUAAUGAUAUUCAUUUAUAAAGUAAAAAAUAAUAUAUUUCCAUCAAGUCUAACUAAUUUAACAUCAUCAAAUGUCGACCAUCAUUUACAUAAUACCAGAAAUAAAGAUGACUUCCAUUUAAUGACCAAAAAGUAUAACAUAUGCUACAAAUCUGUAUUCCAUCAAGGGUUGAUUGAAUAUAAUAAAUUAUACUCGGAGAUAAAAGACCAGAAAACUUUGACAACAAAAUUUAAAGUAAAAUUGAGAAAUCACUUGUUAAAUCUACAAUUAUAGGUUGCCCAGCAUUUACAUCAUACACCAUAUGGCUUGAAUUUACUAGUUCUAAGUUGUUUACAAUUGUUCUGUUUAUGUAGCCAAAUGUGCUAAAUAAAUCUUUCUACUACUACUACUAACUCGGUUAUUGAGGCACUGACUUACAAAUCCGUUCCUUGAGUGCCAGCUGGCGCUUAUAAAACAAUCCUAAUUAAAAAACAUAACUCAAACGUAAUAAAAUCUAAUAAAAACUACAAAAUUAAAAAAUGUUAAGGGCAUUGAAAAAAUAUACAUAUAUAAAAUAUAUAAUAUAAACAAAUAUUAUUCGUCAAAAAAGCUUCUUUUUAGUGAACGCUCAAAAAAUAGUAAAGAACAUAUAAAAGUAUAACAGAAAAUUUUCCGGUAAAUAAUACACCUAAUGUGAUAAAAUCUAAUCGAAAAUAAGAAAUGAAACAACUUUAUUUUAGAACACAAACAUGAAUUUGUGGUGAAUAAAGACUAUUUUUAGUGCAAAAAAAUUAUAUGUGAAUAAUGUCACAGCACUCUAAGUAGAAUCCAGGAACACCAGGCAUGUUCUACAUUCGUACAUCGUUUGGGUACGGAUUCCCUUCUUGCUACAAGACAAUCCAUUCCCUUCUGCAUACCUAGAAAUAGUUUGGCCCUUCUCAAGUCUUGCAGUUUUGACAUCUUGGGGAGUAUUUUUUCUAUGCAAUCUCAAAGUUCCCGUAUCAUGGGUUCCUUAAUCUAAGAGUGUCUUUGCAAGUUCAAAACUAUGAUAAUAGUCGUCCAUAUAAAUAUGAUGUCCAACAUUCAAUUUAUUUUCCAUCAAGUGCAAGAUAAGUUUUUUUAGCAUGGCCCCGACCCCCGAUUUCAUCGAGCAUUUCUGUAUAGACAGCAAACUUUUGUCUGACACCUGUAAAAGUCGUUAUCGUGUAAAAUUUAAUUCCAUAUUUAUGUUUUUUAUUAUUGAUGUAUUGGUGGAAUGACUAGUCCAAGGAGAGUUGCUGACAAGGAUAAUAUAAUUCAGCCAUUCUUUUAUUGAAAAAAUAUAUAACGGCCCUGAUUUUAUAUAGCCUGUCUUCUGGUUUUGGUUUUGGAUUACUUGAAAAAUGCGGUGAACGCAAUAUGAUUAAAAAAUGAUUGCGUUUUAUACUAUUUGCUAUCCCGUUGAAGGAUCUUUUUUCCAAUAGCUCUCCUUCUUCCUUGAGGCUUCUCGUAAAUCUUUCAGAGGACGCCUUGGAGUGCUCGGAAUUUUGUUCAUACUGCCGCUGGUGUUGCAGGCAUCUCGAUCGUCUGAUGAGUUAAGAAGCAUUUAAUGAUUGUUGGCAUCUUUUGAACACAGGUCACUGUGAAUAAGGCCAAAGGAGUAUGGUUUAUCUUCUCUUUUACCCGCUGCUGCACCUGUUUGUUUAUAGCUGAUCAUAAAUAUGUUAUAUAUUAUUUCUAAACGCCUCCAUUUUUGGCUGCAUUUCUUACAUAGCAUUUGAAGCUCAGUACAUUGUCCACCAACAUUGGGCUCCUUGCAACAAAGGUUGUAAUUUUCAUUGAUCAUUAUCUAUCCAAUAGCCUGCCAGAUGAAUUUUUUUACUACCCAUUUUCUAUUGAAUACAUCAGAACCAUACCAUUAUAUCAGCUUCUCAGUUGCCAUUUCAUCUACAUGAGAGUUGAUCCAUUACCCCCGAUUUUCAUUGAAAAAUUGGAUAAGAUUACAACAGAGAUAACACAAUAUGAGAUCCUGACUUCCUGCAGUUAAGUCUUGAUAUUUAGUAGCACCAUAAACUGUCAAUACAGAAAUAUGUAAUAUUUUUAUUUAUUAUUAAGCAAAAGUACAUAGGAUUGAAUGAAAUAAUUGUAUUUUAUAAUGACACGACUGACACAAUCUGUGACUGACACGUCGUUGCAAAAUAUUUGCGAAAUGAGCAACUGUUUUUCCCCUUAAACGUAUUCCAUAGUACUAAUGCUGAUACCAGAUUCAUAUUAAACUAAAUCGAGAAAUCUCCCGCCGAAGGCCCUAAAAACUAACCAGCUAGGUGCAAACCUACAGGUUUUACAAACAACUUCUGUUUUCAUAGUUUAGUACCACAUUUUUUGUUUCCUCAGACGUUACCUUUUCGAAAACACCUGGAACAAAUAUUUUGAUUAUUCUUCUAUCUUCAAUGACCUGAUCCAUAAAUCUUUGGACAAAAGAUUGAGUUUGUCUCCAUCAUUUUGGAGAAUAGCCAAAUUCCAAACGAUGGGCAUAUUACUGUUACCCAUCGAUAAACAAUCCAUCACCGCACAAAGGGAGCCCUUUGAACAGUUCUUCACAAAUAGCUAAAUAACAGUAACCAUUUCCAACAGAUUUCGACUAUUCACACCAAGGAUUUACAGCUAAUAGUUAAUUUACAAUGAGCUACACGUCACUCCGUUUGUUAUCCCGGUCUGUCAAUCCCCCAAAAAAUUCCCCAAGUAAAAGUCCUCCAAAUUUGAGGGCAAGUCUCCCAACAUGGCAACCCUGUCAAAGCACCACUGGUACUCUAGGCGUCAAGUGUCGGGGUUGUUUUUUAUUUUGACUGCACGAUAUACAUGCUUUAUCGGUUCUAUUUUUCGAGCGUCACAACUGGUUGUCAUUUUAUUCAAUCUUCGGUUAAUUUGCUGUCAAGUUUUGAAAGUUUCUUAUUUUCUUGUUGUUUUUCUGGCAUUGUCUUGGCGGCGAAUUUCUCCUGGUGUAGUUAGAUACCUCAGUGGCGGAUUCCGCGUCAAUCGGUACUCUUUGGUACAAAUCGAACUGAUAUGCCAAUAGCGUUGCGUUUCGAUAUUUUACCUUUGUCGCGUAUUUUUACCUUUUUAUUAAUUGAAGAGCUUGGGGCACAUUGACUUUAUUUCGAGAAAUUUGACAUUGUAAGAUGUCUGUAAAUCCUGAAAUCACGUUUUUUUUGCUCUAUCGAAGGUAGUGGAUAUGGUCAGAAAUGAAGAAACGGUACUCUAUUGACUUAUAGAAUCAUUCUCGAACAAGUUGGAGCCAUAAAGACAUGGUUUCCCAGUUUUUGUUCUGGCCUCCACAGUUAUCAGUAAAAACCACCAAGUGCUUAGUGAAAGAUUUACCUUGUAAGUAUUUUAGCAUGAUGCUUGCAAUCUCUUCACUUUCCCUUAUUGCAGUAGUUUCAGCCCACAAAAACAUAUUAGCUUUGCCACUGGCACAAUCGUGUAUGCUGAGGCUGUAUGUCCAAGCCUUUCGUAAAUAGAAUGCAGGACCCACAGUUAGCGAAGGCGUGGGAAGAGUCUGCUGCAAAUCAAAGGAUAUAACAUCCUUAGUGGAAUUUGUCGAAUUGUCCGAUACCUCUUUUUAAUUUAGCCCUGCCUUCAAUAUUACGUUUUCUCCAUCUAGAUUUACAGGAUGGAUUACGGGCGGCUAACCUGAGGAUCCUUCACGCCCUCGUGAAGUUUUAUCUGUAACCCAAGAUAAAAAUGAACAUAAGUACAAUUUAUUUAAUAUAUAAGCAAAUGAACCUAUCCACUAUCCGUGUUGCUCUCGUUUGAGAACUCACUAGUAGUAAACAACUUCAUUCGCUCGGAGGGACAUAUCCCUGUAUAAGCUUUUCUGGACCGUUGCGACCCAGGCAUUUCCUCGACCAUGUAUAAUCCACUGUGUUCAAGCUAUGAAACCAGGUUUUUGCCAUUCCUGAUAACCGAGACUGCAUGUUAUAUAUAUAGUUGUAGUUUCGUCCCAGCCGUUUACUAGUUUUAACUGUACAAUUUUGUCUAACCACCUAAUGGCAGACAAGCUUUUAUUUUCCGGGUAAAAUUCUGGAAUACAAUCACUGAAAACUACAAACCUGCGAGUCUCUUGAGUUCUAUUUUGCCUCGACAUGUUUUCGAUCAUCGCCUCCAACUUUUUAAUUCUUUCAUCAAAGGCUUGCUGUUCAGGAAAUGCUUGUGUUGAUGUUGAACACCCUGUAUUUAUGCUGCCUGCGCGUGCAUCACUUAUGUUGGAUUGAUUUUGUUCGUGUGACGACACAUGAACUGCUGCUACCGACGAGCUAGGAUGGCUUUCAGGUGACUUACGUAAUUGUCUCCUUACCUUCGACCACCCUCGUUUAAGGGAGGUGUAUGAGUCACACUACGCCUCCGAUGUGCCCUACCGCAUUUUCCACUCGCAGUUUUCCUAAGCCUUCCGCGUGACGGGGAUCGCGAGGAGUCUCUACCAGAGCUACUUAGAAUAGAACGGCGUCUUCUUCUGGGACUUCUACCCAUUCUCACAAUCACUUAUACACUAUAUCUAAACUUUAAGGCUACAGUUUUUAUCAUAAAUGUCUAAUUUUAUCAGAAAUCACAACGUCUGUGUUACUCUUCGUAAAUGAGUAGUAAUACACUAAGAGAAACGCUAAAUUCACCCACGCCUGAACUGUAAUUAGGUUCACGCCACAAGGAAAGAAAAUAAGGGCAGAUGUGUAUCGCAAGAGAAUCUAUUUCACACUGCCUGUUACAGCCCAAGGAUCUACCUGACUCGACCCUUUUUUUGUUUAUAUCAGUCUCGAGAUACAUAAACAUAUAAACAUGUUGAUAUUUCUGCUGUUGUCUAACAGGAUGGAUUACACAUUACAUCAUCGUUUGACUCAUGCUUCUUUCAUUUGAACAUAAGCUUAGUGAAUGUGGCUUAUGUCGCUUGUUACCCCAAGCCCUUCAAUCAAUACUCAUAAAUUUAUAGCGCAUAAGUAUAAAAUAAGGUUGAAGGUGGCUUUCUGUAGCAAUAUUGACCUUAAAUAAAAAUAAAUAACCAAUAUCUGAAUCACAUGCAUAUUCCCUAUUGAUAAUGCAUAUUUACAUACAGUUUUCAGUUUUGAUCCACACAGUAUUUGGAAUUCAAAACUAUAUUCUAUUGAAUGUAUAAUGCAGUUUCGACUGAAAUGUCAAUUAAAUUAUUCGGUAUGUUUCUGGAGUCUACUAACCAUUGAAGUAAGUUGAUUUUGAAAUAUUUUAUACAAAUGAGUUCAUUUUACCAGUCGAGCUGUAGGUAUAGUGCGAAGUUAUCAGACCGUUCAUGCAUGCAUGCAAGUCAACUGGCACUCUGUAAUAAGCGCUCACAUGUUGAAAGUUUUUCCCUGAGUUAAAUAUCAGUCGUAAUGUCCCCUCAUUCCUUUCAACCUAGUUACGACCUACAUUCGAAGGCGACAAAAAAUAUGACAACUAGUGAUUCGGUUGUCAUGUAUGAAGGAAUAAGCCAUAAAUUACGUCAUUGCUGUUAUGAUUUCUGUUUAUUUCCUAAAACAACCGACAGGAAAAGUACUUCUCAGAUUGUAUUAAUUUGAAAUCAAUAUGAUAUGUUAUGAGCUGUCACAUAGGUAGUAACCAAGUUGAGGGGAAUCAGGGGAAAUUACAACUGACAUUUAAACUUGAGUAAGAAUGAUCAGCAUGUAACUGCUUAAUGUCGCAUUACCACAUGUUUGAAUAACGGAAACAUGAUGAUAAUAAUCCUCUAGUAUGUCAGAAUGUGUUUGUAUCGAGGAAACCGAGAAUUCAUUCACAUUCUAGGCUAUGUUUAGAAUCAUCUCCUAUCCCCUUCAUACUGUAAAUUCAGACCUGACACCACCACCAUUGUCAAAUAGUCAUACUAGAUAAUGGUUAAUUAAUAAUAAUAGCGUUUUGUCUUGAUAAAACUUGUGCAGUUUCCGUGUCUGAUACGCUUUCCUAGUUCAUACCAAUGUUUCCCCCAAACGAGACAUAGAGAGAGAGAAAUCUGACUGCAAAAGCAUGGUUGCAUGCAAAUCCACAAGCCAAAGGUGUGAAAUGUGACACUAUUGACAGUUAAGAACAAAAGCAUAAAACACGAUUCAGUGCAAAGAAGUGCAAAAGAAAAUGCUGUAAUACUGCUUCCGUCCGUCUGUCUUACCAACCAUCUUCAACUGUUUCAUGCUUGUCAAAUCCUUAGCAUGGUGUAGGUCGGACAGCGAACAAGAGCAGACCAACAGUAACUUCUAUGAGAGGUUUAUUCGAUAGAAAUACGACAGUACAAGUGUCAUCUAUCAUCAGAAUCGCCCACUGCUAAGUGAAUAGCAACUAUUAUUUGGCACUGUUAACGAAUCUCAGUUCACUUUAGUAGCCUCCUCAUCAUUAGCAUCGCUAGGUGCUACCGAUACUGACAAUAAAGUACAUGUGAUGUACUCACCAGUGGUCAAUACUGGUAAUGGAUAGCACUUGUGCUGUCCUAUUUAUAUCAUUUUCAGGGCUGUGAUAGAGAUUCUUUUUGCCCUGCUUUCGUUCGUUGUCUCACCUGAUGAUUGCCAACAAACACGGUUGGUCGGAUGGACGAAAGCAGUUAUUACAUAGCCAUGAGAACAUAUUUAAGAUAUAAUGUUGCUUAGCUACGUGCUGCUCUGAUCUGGUUCACUAAAAAUGACCAUUCCGGAGAAUCAGAAAUUUAUUGUUGAAAAGUACCGAUUAGUUUUCAAUGGUUAUUUUUUAGAGAAAUAAUUUUAUGUCGACUGAAUACGAUAUUAAUCUUAUGGUUAUGAAGAGUUGUUUUCAAAUGCUAUAAAAUCGAGAGGGGGAUACCGGUUCUCUCGAUACAGACACUGGUUAUUUGACUCUGCUAGCUGUGCUACGGAGGUAAUUAAAACUAAAGUGUCCUGUAUAAAGUAUCUGUAAAUAAUUCAUAUAAUUCUGUAUAUAUAAUGUGAACGGAAGUUGC